Messenger RNA from Gastrolobium bilobum, 681 nucleotides. Its product is annotated as protein RALF-like 24. The coding region runs from base 1 to 465 and encodes 154 amino acids. Lineage: Eukaryota; Viridiplantae; Streptophyta; Magnoliopsida; Fabales; Fabaceae. The record is from RefSeq and is a predicted model, not a curated record. The transcript has a single exon.
AUGACCCUUCAACAACCAAGCAUUUCACUUUCACAAACCCAACAUCAAACUGAAAAUAUCAAAGCUCCUAACACAACAAUGUCCCAACAGAGAUUCAUUUUCAGGAUCUUACUAUGUCUGGCACUUGUUCAGUUUCACACACAUAUCCCAAUCUGCAAUGGACUAUCAUUUGUUGACCUCAAUCUGUUGAAACACAGUGAAAUGGCUGUAAUGACCAAAAGGGUUUGCACCAAGAGCAUUGGGGAGUGCUUGACAGAACCAGAGAUGGAUUCAGAGACCAACAGAAGAGUUCUGAUAAUGGAGAAAAAGUACAUUAGCUAUGGGACACUGAAGAGGGACAUGGUUCCAUGUGAUAGGGCUGGAGCUUCUUACUACAAUUGUCAUGCAAGACAAGCAAAUCCUUAUAAUAGAGGCUGUGAGGUAAUUACUGGAUGUGCAAGAGGUGUUCAAGCCAUCAAGACUUGAUAAAGAGUCAUUAGAAUGGAUGAAGGAAAGGGAGCCAAGUGGCUGUACUUUCUUCUUCCUUCUCUUUUUUUCCCUUUUUCCCAUCUGAGUUUUCCUCUGUAGUUAAGGUCAUGAUCUUAUAUGCUUUCUAUUUACUUUAUUUUUAAACUUAUAAUAUGACUAGGGUAUCUAUGAAAAUAUCUAAUUUCUUUCCGAGCAAAUAUCACUCCAGAUGUG